AUGAAUUUCAUCGUCCAGGCUAGUAUCGCAAUAAUUGUUGAGAUUGACACGCGAUUUACUGAUAAAUUACGUUAUCUGAAUUUCAUAUCAGCAAUCGACAUAGUGGAUUCUAGUCUAUGUGUGUAA
Funneliformis mosseae is the source of this 126-nucleotide messenger RNA. NCBI's taxonomy places the organism in Eukaryota, Fungi, Glomeromycota, Glomeromycetes, Glomerales, Glomeraceae. The record is from the annotation of a GenBank genome assembly.